Mycena indigotica is the source of this 1191-nucleotide messenger RNA. RefSeq names its product Glycosyltransferase family 32 protein. Bases 1 to 1191 code for a protein of 396 amino acids. The record is from RefSeq and is a predicted model, not a curated record. Lineage: Eukaryota; Fungi; Basidiomycota; Agaricomycetes; Agaricales; Mycenaceae. The transcript has 3 exons.
AUGGCUGAACUCGACACGGAUGUCUUUGCGGCCAUCUUGACUUACAUCCACGACCCCCCAACGCUCUACGCACUCUUCAAAGUGUUUCCCAAGUCCCACCCGCUGCUUCUCGUCGCUUUGGACCGAUUGUGGGAGUUGCCGAUCAACCUGGACUCUUUCGAUGCCCGAGCGACACAAGCGUCGAAUGCCAUUCUGGACUACCUGCUCACAACCCCUGUUGGAGAAUCCAAGCCGCGAGCCCACCAUCUCCGCCAUCUUAUCAUCCGACUCGAACACAAAUCCAUGAACCUCUUCAGCCUUCCCAAGCCGCGAGCCAGUGUCCUGGCGCUGCAAAGCAGGAUUGUGGACCUCCUCGGUUUGACGAGUAACUUGCGUUCAUUCGACUAUCGUGGCUAUCCGGGCUUACGACUUGACUCGACUAUUCUGGGACCCUUGAAGAAUUUAGAGCGAGUUGAAAAAUUCGGCGUCGAUUGUGCGCCAUAUCUUAGCAUGGAUGAGACGGGGGCAGCUCCUCUGCCGGAUUCUAUACAACCCGGAGGCUUCAGCGCGGGGUAUGACGCAGAGAGCUGGGACAUUGAUGAUUUCACAACAACGAUUGGGCCCCGCCUUUCUGCCUUGGAGCUCAGACAUGUCAAUUGCACGAUGUUUGCGGUUCUCCAGAGCAAGAUAGAUGACUUCAAAACGUAUACUCGGCUGCGCGACCUUACACUCGACAUCACAGAAGGAGUCUGGGAUUGGGAUGGUGCUGGCUCGCCACCAAGGGGGGCGACUCCCCAAUUCAAGUUUCCCUUCCUUGGUUUCCCAUCUCUCCACAGUCUAAAGCUGGUAGUAUGCGAGCAAACGUUGCGCGCUGCUCAAGUUGGGCCAUUAAACCUGGUCGAUCGCGGUCUUCUGAAAGAGCUCUACCUAGAGUUGAGAUAUAGCUUCAGCUUCAAUAUUAUUGAGGAGAUACGCCUUUUUGAGGCCUUGUCGCCACUCGAAAUGAACGCGUUGCGCCUGUUGGAAAUCAAAGACAAUACGAGCAACAACCAACGUAAUUUUUGGGAUUCGGACGCUGAAGUGGAAAAUGAACACGAAGAAGAAGAGGACCCUGAGGAAGUUGCGGAUGAGUCAGAGGAGGAGGACAACGGAGAAGAAGAAGAAGAGGAGGAGGAGGAAGAAGAAGAGGGAGGAGGAGGAGGAGGACGAUGA